This is a messenger RNA of Solanum stenotomum, 3706 nucleotides long. RefSeq names its product ABC transporter G family member 24-like. The transcript is spliced from 14 exons. Gene Ontology annotation, molecular function: ATP hydrolysis activity; ATP binding; ABC-type transporter activity. The record is from RefSeq and is a predicted model, not a curated record. NCBI's taxonomy places the organism in Eukaryota, Viridiplantae, Streptophyta, Magnoliopsida, Solanales, Solanaceae. Bases 172 to 3564 code for a protein of 1130 amino acids.
ACGGAAGUAGAAUAAUAUUUUAUGCUCCCCCAGUCCCCAAGACAUGGUCAUCUUCGCAAGAGAAAUGCAGAAAAUGGGACCCACUAUCUCUGCAUUUCCCUUCUUUUUAAUCAUUCACAGGCGCCAUGACUUCUCACCAUUUUCCUUUUCUUCCCCUAAUCGGACCGUGCUAUGGCGGAGACUCACCGGCGGCGGAGAAAGUCGCCGACGACCACAUUCCAACUCGCCAUCAUUGUCUUCCUGGUGAGCUUAGUGAAUUUGCAGUUCAGUUCAGUCAAGUUUGUUUGGAGUCAAUCCAUAGUCAACGGUGCCGGCACCGCUUCACAACUCGAUAAUCCGGCUGUGCUUGAUUUAGUUACUCGAACUGUAUAUAACCGUAUAUACAAUCUGACGCUAGGCCUUUUCGACAACCAAUUUUCGGAUAAAUUCAAAUUCUGCAUUCUAAAUCGAGAUGAAGAAUGGAACCAUGCCUUCAAUUACUCAUCUAAUCUCGCUUUUCUCAGUGCUUGUGUUACCAGAACAAAAGGGGAUAUUCAAAGAAGGUUGUGUACUGCUGCAGAAAUUAGUUCCUACUUCAGUAACACCAUAACAUCAGGGUCCAAUUAUUUAACGCCCAACAGAAACUGUAAUUUGACCUCUUGGGUUCCAGGCUGUGAACCAGGAUGGGCCUGUAGCACCAACUCAGAUCAGAACCCUGACUUGAGGAAUUCUAGAGAAAUACCAGCGAGAACUCUUGCUUGUCAGUCCUGCUGUGAGGGUUUCUUCUGUCCUCACGGUCUUACCUGUAUGAUACCCUGCCCUUUAGGUUCCUACUGCCCACUUGCCACACUCAAUAGGAAUACUGGAAUAUGCGAACCAUAUAGUUAUCAAUUACCUCCUGGGCAGCCAAGUCAUACUUGUGGUGGGGCAAACAUUUGGUCUGAUGUUCGCAGCAGCUCAGAGGUAUUUUGUUCUGCGGGAUCAUAUUGUCCAACAAAUACGGAGAAGAAUCCUUGCAGUAGUGGGAACUACUGCCCCACGGGUUCUACGGCUGAGAAACGAUGCUUCAAGUUGACUUCAUGCAAUCCAAACACUGCAAGUCAGAAUAUUCAUGCAUAUGGGGCGAUGCUCAUAGCAGCUUUAGCCACACUUCUACUUAUAAUUUACAACUGUUCGGACCAAAUCAUCACCGUACGAGAAAGGAGACUCGCUAGAUCCCGGGAAGCAGCUGCAAAAGUUGUUAAAGAAAAUAUACAGGCACGUGCAAGGUGGAAAACUGCAAAAGAGGCUGCUAAAAAGCAUGCAGUUGAAUUGCAAGGGCAAUUUUCUCGCAAGUUUUCUCGCAAGCGAAAUAUCACAGUCAGUGACAAGGUCACAGUACUGAAUGAGGAAUAUACUGAUACUGAUGGUAAUUCAUAUCCAUCAAAUGAGCACAGUACUUCUUUAGUGUCCAAGAAAUCGCAAAGCGCAUCUGAAGUAGAGGAAAUAGGAUCCAGUCCCUUGAUGAAGAUGAUUAAUGAGAUUGAAGAACAAACUUUUGAUAGUUCAGAAUCAUUCAGUUUGGAGAUCAAAGAAAGAAAUUUGAAAACCAAAAAGGCCAAAGGGAAAGAUAUUCAUACUCAUAGCCAAAUCUUCAAGUAUGCAUAUGCACAACUUGAGAGAGAAAAAGCUCAGCAACAGCAGAAUAACAACCUUACUUUCUCUGGUGUAAUCUCAAUGGCGACAAAUACUGAUUACAAGAAAAGACUUGUAAUUGAGAUAGGUUUUACAGACUUAACUGUUACUUUGAAAGGAAAAAAGAAGCAUCUGUUACGAUCUGUUAAUGGAAAAAUCAUGCCUGGUCGUAUUACUUCUGUCAUGGGUCCAUCAGGAGCAGGGAAAACUACUCUCCUUUCAGCUCUGGCAGGAAAAACUGUUGGAUGUACAAUUUCUGGUUCCAUCCUUAUAAAUGGAAAAUCAGAACCAAUCCGUUCCUACAGAAAGAUCGUCGGUUUUGUGCCACAGGAUGAUAUUGUGCAUGGCAACUUGACUGUUGAGGAGAAUCUAUGGUUCAGUGCAAGGUGCAGGUUGUCAGCAGAUUUGCAAAAGCAAGACAAGGUUCUUAUUGUUGAGAGAGUCAUUGAUUUCUUGGGCUUACAGAGUGUGCGGGGUUCCUUGGUUGGAACAGUGGAGAAGCGAGGUAUCUCUGGAGGCCAACGGAAACGAGUGAAUGUGGGGCUAGAGUUGGUAAUGGAGCCAUCACUUCUGUUUCUUGAUGAACCUACUUCUGGACUAGACAGUUCAUCUUCUCAAUUACUUCUAAGAGCACUUCGACGUGAAGCCCUUGAAGGAGUCAAUAUCUGCAUGGUUGUCCACCAGCCAAGCUACACCUUAUUCAACAUGUUUGAUGAUUUGAUACUCUUAGCAAAAGGUGGUCUUGUAGUCUACCAUGGUCCUGUAAAGAAAGUUGAAGACUACUUUGCAGGCCUUGGUAUCGAGGUCCCAGAACGAGUUAAUCCUCCGGACUACUUCAUAGAUAUUUUGGAAGGGUUGGUGAAGCCAAGCAUCAGUUCAAAUGUGAACUACAAGGAGCUUCCUGUGUUGUGGAUGCUUCACAAUGGUUAUUCUGUGCCCCCAGAAAUGCAACGGAGUGCUGCUGCGCUUGCAUCUUCACCAGUGGAAUUAAACAUUGACACUCAAGCAAUUUUUGAUCAUGUAACAGAGGAAAAUUCCUUUGCUGGCGAAAUGUGGCAAGAUAUGAAGACUAAUGUGGAGCGCCAACGUGAUAUUAUACUGCACAAUUUUAUGAGGUCAAAGGACCUCUCCCACCGGAGAACUCCAAAUGUUCUUCUGCAAUAUAAGUAUUUCAUUGGAAGGUUAAGCAAGCAAAGAUUACGAGAAGCAAAAAUGCAAGCAAUAGAUUAUCUUAUUCUCUUAGUUGCUGGAGCUUGCUUAGGAUCACUAACCAAAGUGAGGGAUGAAAGCUUUGGCGCACCUGGCUAUACACACACUAUAAUUGCUGUUUCUUUGUUAUGCAAAAUUGCGGCUUUGAGGACAUUUGGAUUGGACAAGUUACAAUAUUGGAGAGAAAGUGCCUCUGGCAUUAGUAGCAUAGCUCAUUUUGUUGCCAAAGAUACAAUAGAUCAUUUUAACACCGUGAUAAAGCCUGCUGUAUAUCUUUCAAUGUUCUACUUUUUUUGCAACCCAAGAUCUUCUUUCGCAGAUAAUUAUGUGGUGUUACUGUGCCUUGUGUAUUGUGUGACUGGAAUGGGUUACACAUUCGCCAUCUUCCUAGCACCAGGUCCCUCUCAGCUAUGCUCGGUACUUGUUCCUGUGGUUUUGACACUCGUUGCAUCUCGCACCGAUGGUGGUAAAUUCCUCAAGAUCUUGGCAGAUUUAUGCUAUCCAAAGUGGGCACUGGAGGCAUUUGUCAUCGCAAAUGCUGAAAGGUAUUAUGGUGUGUGGCUCAUAACUCGUUGCGGUGCACUUAUGAGCUGGGGAUACAGUCUUCAUGAUUGGAGUCUAUGUUUGUGCAUUCUCCUGCUCAUAGGUUUAGGUAGUCGAAUCAUUGCUUUCUUUGGCAUGCUAAGCUUCCAGAGGAAGUGAGAAUUGAUAAUUCAUCUCACUUCUUUUUGUAGUUAAAUCAUUUUCUCCAUAGGAUUCUAUCCUCUAUUGCUGAUAUAUAUAACUCAUCAUCUUCUGCAAUGAAAUUAUUGAGCUCUUCUGUUCCGUUUAGCAACAUUGACCU